Diplodia corticola is the source of this 306-nucleotide messenger RNA. RefSeq lists its product as uncharacterized. Bases 1 to 306 code for a protein of 101 amino acids. The transcript has a single exon. The record is from RefSeq and is a predicted model, not a curated record. NCBI's taxonomy places the organism in Eukaryota, Fungi, Ascomycota, Dothideomycetes, Botryosphaeriales, Botryosphaeriaceae.
AUGGUUAUGAUUCUGUUGCACCCACGGCUGUGGAUCAGGAGCCCCUGCUCCAUGGCUCUCGAGCUGUAUGUCUGCCUCUCUGCCUGGCUGCGGCUGCUCGAGCUCCUCGACGUUGGAAGGUCGCACGUGCUCGUUCAUGGGAGAGCGGUGGUUCUAGGCAUGAAUGCCAAGAGUAUUGACUUGGCCGCUGAGCUCACGUUCCCCACAAGGCCUAAUGCGGAUAUGACGGCGAGACUUGGAGCCCUCUGGGGUAACUCUCAGCCGCCUGAUCUUAUCCACACCGCCGAGUCCGCCCCAUUGCACUAA